Ictalurus furcatus (blue catfish) is the source of this 5063-nucleotide messenger RNA. It is a transcript of the gene vcana, whose product is annotated as versican a. Bases 465 to 2432 code for a protein of 655 amino acids. NCBI's taxonomy places the organism in Eukaryota, Metazoa, Chordata, Actinopteri, Siluriformes, Ictaluridae. Gene Ontology annotation, biological process: cell adhesion. Gene Ontology annotation, molecular function: hyaluronic acid binding; signaling receptor activity; calcium ion binding. The record is from RefSeq and is a predicted model, not a curated record. The transcript has 13 exons.
GACAGACACACACAAAGAGAGAGAGAGAGAGAGAGAGAGAGAGAGAGAGAGAUCUCAGCAUCGUUAAUGUAAAGACGUGCCAGUUGUCUCGUGUGCCUCAGUCUUCCUCCAACUCAAAUGUCCCCCCACCCACAUGUCCACUCACUUUUCGGGUAAUCACUGCGCCCCUCCUAUGCAGCCCUGACGACGUAACCGUGGGUGUAGAGAAGUAGUGGAACUUCAUCUUCUGAUCUUCUUGUAAGGAUCGCAGUCGCUCACUGGCCAGAGGAAAAGAGGCGCUGGGAGGAAAGCAGUCCUUCACCUCGAGGAGCAGAAAGAAGAGGACACACUCGUGUGCACAGCUUCAUAUGGACUCUGGACAUACCGUGUGCUUCAUACUGGAAAUUUAAGGACCUCUAACAGAUUUCGGACUUAUAAACGCAUUUAUUAAAAGGGCUGUUUUCUCCCCAUCCUCCAGAGUGAAGAUGCUUCUGAAUAUAAAACAUAUACUGUGGUUAUUCUGCCUAUACAGCACAUCGCUGGCUUCAGGCUCACUAACAGUGAUGCAGCCAGUGAGGGGGUCUCUUUCGGGAAAGGUGGUCUUGCCAUGCCACUUUUCCACCCUCCCUACAGCAUCUCCCAGCAAUGCUACGACCCCUGGAACAGACUAUCUGCGCAUUAAAUGGACCAGGGUAGAGGGUGAUGUGGAGUCCAUAGUAAUCGUUGCUCAAAAUGGUGUCAUUAAAAUUGGGCCAGGCUACAAAAGCCGUGUAUCUGUGCCGAGUCACCCAGAGGAUAUCGGGGAUGCUUCAUUGACUGUUGUGAAACUGCGAGCUAGCGAUGCCGGAACUUACCGCUGUGAGGUCAUGUAUGGCAUUGAAGACACUCAAGACAUGGUCAGCUUGGAUGUCAGUGGUGUUGUCUUUCAUUAUCGGCCCAAGACCAGUAGAUACACCUUGACCUACAACAACGCUGUGGAGACCUGUCGAAGUGUUGGGGCUACAAUUGCCACAGCAGAACAGCUAAAAGCGGCUUAUGAGGAUGGUUUUGAUCAGUGUGAUGCUGGUUGGUUAGCAGAUCAGACAGUGAGAUACCCGAUCACUAACCCAAGGCCUGGCUGCUCUGGGAACCUGCCUGGAAAACCUGGUGUCCGGUCAUAUGGCCUUCGAAUGCCCACUGAGACUUAUGAUGUGUUCUGCUAUGCAGAUAAACUUGAGGGUGAUGUAUUCUUUGCACCUACCACAAAUAAGAUGACAUUCGAGGAAGCAAAGACUGAGUGUGAGCAAAGAAAUGCUGCCUUGGCCUCACCUGGUCAGCUCCACUCAGCCUGGAGAAAAGGUUUAGAUCGCUGUGACUACGGAUGGCUGUCCGAUGGAAGUGCCCGCUACCCUGUUGCCAUACCCAGAACACGAUGUGGUGGAGGUCUGCUUGGAGUUCGCACCAUGUACCAGUUCCGCAACCAGACAGGCUUUCCUGACCCCACCACGAAACUGGGAGCUUACUGCUACAUAGAUGUCCAUUCAUGCUCUGAUGAUGGAUGUAUGAAUGGUGGCUCAUGUUUGAAAAGGGGUAAUGUCCAGAUUUGCAGCUGCCUACCCGGAUACACUGGUGACCGUUGUGAAAUAGAUAUUGAUGAGUGCCACCCCAACCCAUGUCGAAAUGGGGGUACCUGUGUAGAUGGGAUCAACUCUUUUAAUUGUCAUUGUCUACCAAGCUACAGAGGAUCUCUCUGUGAAGAAGACACAGAAACAUGCAGUUAUGGAUGGCAUAAGUUUCAAGGCCAUUGCUACAGGUAUUUCCCUCACAGACGCACCUGGGAUGUAGCAGAGCGUGAAUGUCGUCUUCUGGAUGGUCAUCUUACUAGUAUUCUGUCCCAUGAAGAACAGCAGUUUAUCAACCGCCUUGGCCAUGACUACCAGUGGAUCGGACUGAAUGAUAAGAUGUUUGAAAGUGAUUUCCGGUGGACAGAUGGCCGUAUUUUGCAAUAUGAGAACUGGAGACCCAAUCAGCCAGAUAGUUUCUUCUCUUCUGGAGAGGACUGUGUAGUAAUGAUCUGGCAUGAGGAUGGCCAGUGGAACGAUGUCCCAUGUAACUACCACCUCACCUUUACCUGCAAGAAAGGCACAGUGUCGUGCAGUCAGCCACCUGUGGUGCCAAACGCUCGUACCUUCGGGCAGAUGCGGCCUCGCUAUGAAAUCAACUCGCUAGUGAGAUACCAGUGUAUGGACGGCUUCAUCCAGAGGCACCCUCCCACCAUUCGCUGCAAAGGAGAUGGCUCCUGGGACCUGCCUAAAAUUUCUUGCAUGAAUCCCUCCAACUUCCAGAGAAGAUACAGCCGGCGGUAUCAACACAUCAGAAUUUAUGGCAGUCAUCGGAAAAGGUCUGCAGAGGAGCCUGCCAGUUCCCCCCAGAAACACCAUCACCAUGCCUUCAAGGACAACAGAACCAAAUAAUAGGCUACUAUGAUAUAGUCUCAAUGACUGUGAUUUCUUUUUUUAACAACACUCACAGGACAUCUGACUUAAACCUAGAUACAUGUGUGGAAAUAGGAAAUGGACAAAACACGGAAAAAGAUAAGCAUCUUGAGUUCUAGAUUUUUGAAUCAACACAGUGCCUUUUCAGUAUUUUAGGACUAAUGGAAGAUUUUCUCAAGUAUUUUCAGUUGGCCACUAAAAAAAGGACUGUUGCUGUUUCUGCUGGAUGACUGACUGAUCCUUGCUAGUCAAUGUAUAUGUUAGUGAAUCUGUGUUUGUCUUUUUCUUCAGAUCACAAAAUGCCUUCUUUGCGCAGUAUAUACUAAUGUAACUUUGCAACACUACAAACUCCAGGAGAUGGUAGAAAGUCAGCAUGUAAAGGACUGUGAGCCAGAAAAUAUUCCAGCACAUAUUUUUUUUACUGGAUGUUUUCAUAUGGGUGCUGUAUGUCAAAGUUAUUUCAACCUGGGAUUCCACAAAUUCUGAAAGAAUUUUCUUCUGAAAGAAGAACAAGAGCUAAAAAAAUCACAACAUAUGGGAGUUGAGACACAUCCAAAAGACUAAACAAGGAAUACAAUCAAAGACAAUCCAAUAAGUGCUCAGUAUUCUGUACAUAAUAGUACACAGACUACAGGAAAAGGUGGAGUGAGCUUUGAUAACUGAUCCAAAAGGAAUUUGCUAUAAUAACCUCACACAAAGAACAAUUAAGUGCCUAGAUCAAAUAGCAAGAAAAAAAAUCAGGCUCAAAUCAUAUUAGGUAAGCUAUUUUGUCUUUCUGGAUCUACAGCAGAUACAUCUCAUUUAACCCCUAAAUUCUCCAGUUCCUCAAUUUUCAUCCAUAACUUCAGCUUUCAUGUUGUCUUUGGUGAAAUGUCAAACUACUUUUAAGAGAAUGUACUUUGUGAAUUGCUCAACAAGACUUGAACCACAUGCUUUUUAACAGCAUGCAGGUCAUUUAUUUUCCAAGCUGCUCCUAAUCUUCUUGUGGUUGUAUCUAAUAUACAACACACUGGAGAUGUAAUAUGACCUGCAUGCACAAAUGCAUUAUUUUAGAGCCCAGCAAAGCCAUGUGGUGACACUUGUGAUUGUUAAGGAUAUUUUCUAUUUAAACACAGAGAUUAGAAAGUAAUAUGACAUUUGGGGUGUUUCAAUAGGCCAAAAAAGACCAGAAUCUACCAGUCAAACUUUUCUACAUGGAAUGUCUCAACAUAUCUCAACAAUAAUUGUUAUCCAUUUGUUCAUCCCAAGCAUUGUUUUUUUUUUUUUAAUGCAUUUUUGUUGUUUGUCAGUUGUUUUUUUAUCCAAAAGUGCACAUAUCUUUUUUUUUUAAUUUUUUAUUUUUUUUAUUUUAUAUAUAUAUAUAUAUAUAUAAAGUAUAACAUGUUUAUUGUACAAUGUGAAUGUCGGGGUUGUGUGUGGGAAAAAAAAAAAAAAAAAAAAAAGAUUGGCUAGGAAAGUUACUUUUUUGUACUUGCAUUGUGUCACCAAAGAGACAAAAUUUAUUCCAUCCAAGUGUGGUCUUCUUGUGUCAUAACACUGAUGUGGUAUGAACCAAAAAUAGUUAUAUAAAUUAUUCUAUAAUAUAAUAUAUAUUAUUAUACCAUAUAUACACACUAUAAUUAUAGAAAAUAACAGGUGAUAUUAUGAUGCAAAACGUAGUAAUACAUUUUGACCAGAAGAUGGAGUGAUUAAUUUAGCCUACAACAAGCACACGAAUCCUGAGCCAGUAUACUUACAGUACUUAAAUACUAUGCUAAAUAUAAUUGCUUGAAGUUGAUAAAGUCAUUAUACCUACUCCAUCACUAUACACUUUACCAGAGAACAAAUGGCUUAGAUUUCUUAAUUAGAUUUCUAUAUCCAAACUUUGUUUUACUUUAUUAUUUAAAUAAUUUUGUUUACACUUUAUUAUACUAUGUGGAUGCAAAGUUUGAAGCACGUAUAGAGUAUAGAAGUAUAGAAUGCCUUUGUAUGCUGUACCAUUAAGAAUUCCACUUUACUAGAACUAAGGGGCCCAAACAUGUUCCAGUAUGACAGUGCCCCUGUGCACAAACCAAGGUCCAUGAAGACAUGGUUUGCCAAGGCUGGUGUGGAAGACCUUGAGUGGCCAGCACAGAGCCCUGAUCUCAACCCCACUGAACACCAUUGGGAUGAAUAAGAAUGCUGACUGCACCCCAGGCCUCCUUGCCCAACAUCAGUGCUCUUGUGGCUGAAUGAACACAAAUCCCCACAGUCAUGUUCCACGAUCAUGUGGAAAGCCUAUUCAGAACAGUGGAGGCUAUUAUGAAAGCAAAAGGGAGAAUAAAUCUGUAAUGUGAUGUUCAAAAUGCACAAAUGAGUGUAAUUGUUCAGGUGUCCACAUACUUUGGGCAAUAAAGUGUAAGUGGCAUAGACAUAAUUAAAUUAUCUCAGUUCUCAAAUAAUGUCUUAUUGUCCAAUUAAUUAUUAUUUUUAAAAAUUUUAGAUAAAAAAAAUAAAUAAAUAAAAAAUCAGGCUAUAUCAGUACAUGCAUACAUGAUUCCAUAAUAAAAGUCAUACAGUUUUUAGUAAAAAUGUCAACCAAUAAAUAAUCAAGCAAGUCAGGUACCUAAAUGAGUAUAAAAAUAAGUGUGA